AUGCCCCAAACCAUAUCCCCAACAAAUACCGCCCCCCUCGCCAAAAAUGCCAAUCACCACGCCGACGUAAGCAUCACAACCCUAAUCCUCGAAAUUCAGAGCCUGUGCCAUGCGCGAGACCACAGCACCCUUUCUUCCUCUCCUUCGUCUUCACCAGACACAAACACCUUACAGGCCCUAAUUAGAAAAAAGUUGGACAGGCUGCAGCACCAUAUUCUCAAACGCGAAAUGCGAAAGCUCGAUGAGCAGUUGGACUAUGACCCGCUGUCUGAAACCCAACUGCAGCAGCAGCACAACAUAGAAACCGAUGACGAUGAUGGGGCUUUGCUGCCGGUGCCACUGAAAAUCGGGUCGAGGAGGGUACGAGCCAAGGAUGUUCAAAACAUUUUGAAUGUGAAUAAUAACGUCGAAGAUGCAAAUACGGAUCCCUUGGUGAGGUUAGAGAAGAAGGUGCUGGAAGUGCAAAUCUAUACUAGCAACUGA
Messenger RNA from Talaromyces rugulosus, 483 nucleotides. RefSeq lists its product as uncharacterized. The coding region runs from base 1 to 483 and encodes 160 amino acids. NCBI's taxonomy places the organism in Eukaryota, Fungi, Ascomycota, Eurotiomycetes, Eurotiales, Trichocomaceae. The transcript has a single exon. The record is from RefSeq and is a predicted model, not a curated record.